Schistocerca nitens (vagrant locust) is the source of this 1536-nucleotide messenger RNA. Its product is annotated as odorant receptor coreceptor-like. The record is from RefSeq and is a predicted model, not a curated record. Gene Ontology annotation, biological process: detection of chemical stimulus involved in sensory perception of smell; sensory perception of smell. Gene Ontology annotation, molecular function: olfactory receptor activity; odorant binding. The transcript is spliced from 8 exons. The coding region runs from base 64 to 1407 and encodes 447 amino acids. Gene Ontology annotation, cellular component: plasma membrane. Lineage: Eukaryota; Metazoa; Arthropoda; Insecta; Orthoptera; Acrididae.
CUUUGAGUUCCUUAAUCGGUUGUUUUACGCUGGCGAAUAACUUCAGUUGCGGCAGUGGCAGCCAUGUUACGGCGGGUGUACAAUGCACUGCGUAAUGUGGAUGAACCAUCACGUUAUAUGGAGUUCAACAUCCUGAUGGUGCGGUUCAUGGGCGUGCUGGUGAACCGUGGCAUGCCUGGAGCGCUGUUGACAUGGUUGCUACUCGCGCUGCUUCUCAGCCAGGGGCUGGCCGGUGUGCUCGACCUGUACGAAAACCACAGUGACAUCGCUGACAUCACUGCUAACCUGCCUGUCACCACCAUUGUCUUCAGCUCUGCCUAUCGCCUCUUCUUCUUCACCCUACACCGUGAUCGCUACCAGGCCAUCGUAGACACCGUUGGGGAGCGGUUUGUCGCCUCUUCCAGCAGCAUCAACAUGGCUCCCUGGCUACGACGCUCCAGAAUAAUUUCCAUACUAUACUUCACAUAUGGUUCGUUUGUGGCUUCAACUUGGCAGCUGCACCCAUUGAUUUCAGCACAACUGACAUCAGCUGAAAUGAGAAAGGAAAGUAAUGGAACUUUUGAAGGCUUACCUAGAGAGCUGUGGGAGUUUCCUUUCAGAGCACAAUACCCAUUUGAUGCAAGGCAGCCAUAUGUGUACACUGUUGUUUUUCUAUUACAAGGAGCUUGUAUAUUUGUUUCUGGAUGCAUGAUAGUUGUACUAGAUAUGAUGUUUAUUACACUAACAUUACUCAUAUGUGGACAACUUGAAAUACUCAAAGAUAAACUUCGAAAUAUGAGAAGCAUAGCAACUGGCCAAAGGCAAAAUGAAGAUAUUGGUUUAGUGGGAAAAGCUCUGGAAAAACAAGCACUGGAGAGACGUAAAAUGAUCCUGAACUCGAGUACUGACAUAACUAAACAGGAUGAAAAUUUUAAUGAAGAUCUUGUAACUAAAAAGAUAAAUCUAUUACUUGGUGAAUGUGUAGAGCACCACAAUAUGCUACUGUCGAUGAUUUCUGAAAUUGAAUUUAUGCACUGGUCUGCAUUCAUGAUCAAUUUCUGUGUCUUACUCAUCAUAUUCAGCUUUGCUGCAUUUGAAGUAACAUCUGGGACUUCAACUUCUCCAGCAAAAGUGGUGAAUCUUGCAGAAUAUCUACUGGUUUCUAUACUGCAGAUGUUUCUGCUGUGUGACUGUGGAGAUAAAUUAGUUGAUCAGGAACUCAGUGUGUCUCAGGCUGCAUAUGAAUCAGAAUGGUAUCACUGUUCAGAAAGUGUGAAACGCACUUUACAGAUCAUUGUGCUUCGAGCCAGGCAGCCUGAGCAGAUCACGGUUGGAAAAAUAGCUGGACUUAACCUUGACACUUUUAGUGAUAUGCUGAGCCGAUCUUUUUCAUACUUCACAGUUCUAAGACAAAUACGAGAUGGAUAAUGAAAGAUUUCCAUUUACAAAGUUCUUACUGAGCAACAGGCAGAACUCACCCUGACAGGUUGCAAUAGCAGAUCAGCCGACCAGAUUUCGUCUGUGCUACGCUGCAUUUCACUCAGCACUGAAUCAAGC